CCGUUUUUCACUUGCUCUCUUCUGCGUCUGUCUGCGUCCGUCCUCGAUUCUGUCGGCCGCCCCUAUCUGCUGCUUUUCACGCCCUCUUGGACUGACUGACCGAAAAGGAUGCUCGACGAAGAACGAGAGCGAGAGCGCGAUCGAGACCAGGACAGAGAGAGGGAGGGCGAUACGCGCGGCGGCGGCGGCGGGAAGAAGUCUGGCGGUGGAGGUGGUGGUGGUGCGGGAUCGAAGUCGUCGUCCAAAGACCUUUCGCAUGUCCCCUGCAAAUUCUUCAAAGUCGGAUCCUGUACAGCUGGAUCUGCAUGCCCCUUCUCGCACACCGCCAUUGAGCCCGGUGCAACAAAGGACACCUGUGCGUGGUUCGUCAAGGGGAACUGCAAGUUCGGACACAAGUGUGCGUUGGCGCACAUCUUGCCUGGACAGAGCAUGAGCAUGGAUCGGCGGAACAAGAAGGCUGCCCAGGUCCAGGCUGCUGCUGCGGGUGGCGGGCGUCGCGACGGCGGAGAGAAGGGGGGCAGGGACCGGGACAGGGACCGGGCGAAACGAGGCGGAGCAGGCGGGGACAGCGGGCUUAAUGCACGUACCCCGGCUCGCCGGCCCCCCAUGAGCCUACAGCUGAAGGCGACGAUAUCACCAUCGGCGCCGGCGCCUCCGUUGAAAGAUACGGAUUUUGCCUCGUUCAGCGAUGUGCUCGACGAGCUGCCCAGUGCACCGGCGCGCAACAAGUCGCCCGACUCGCCGCCCGUGACCACGGCCGUGACGACGCCCAAGGAGGAAGAGGAAGCCAAAGUGCUGGACUUCAAGGAGCAGGUCAUGAGCAUGAUGUCGAUUCCUGUCUCUGCGCCCCGGAGACCGAGCACGACGACGCCACCUGCCAAGGACUUCGGGCCGAUCGGGUCGCCACCGACGAAUGCGGGUGCGACACCCCCGCAAAAGAACGGGUUCUUGUCGACGUCGCCGUUCUCAGCGCCUGGGUCCCAGACGAUCUUCCACCUAGGAGACAAAGCAAAGGGGAUGCCCUCCAGUCUGGGCACUGGUAUCACUGGCGCAUGGGGUGCACCGCCUCCGCCAAAGCAGACUGCGACGAGACCCCCGACGACGACGUCCCUGCUGUCUGCUGCACGUGAUAUUCAACGUAAUACGAGCAACAACGCGGACGAUGGGGAUGAUAGCAUGGAGGAAUUCGUGCCCUCAUCGCUUUCUGAAUUGUUGACACCCGAGGAGCGUAGCCGACGGAUGUCGCGUGCCAAUUCGGGGCAGGGAUACGAGCUGAGCUCGUCUCCCGGUCGUCAAGGUCUCGGGCUGCCUCUGCCGAGCGGAGCUGCAGGCCAUCGCUACUCACGUUCGGUGCCAGCCCCGUCCUUCUUGGGCGGCGAUCUCAAAUCCAUCUGGUCCGAGCAAGCCAGCGGGUCCCCCGUCGUUCCCUCUGGCCUGGCUUCGUCGCCCCGAUUCUCCUCAUCGUACUCGUCCACUGGUGGUGGUGGCUUGACUGGAUCUUACGCAGAGGAUCCGGCAUCGCUGAUGCGACUGCCGACUCUCUCACCGAGCAACGCCAGUGCGGCGUUUUUACCCGGCAUGCACCACUACAUGUCACGCAACAAGAGCAACUCCGGCCUCGCGUCGAAUGCAGCGAUGCAGCAGGGCCCGCCAGGACUCGCGCAUUACCUCCAAUCCGGCCCCUCUGCUUAUGUCCGCCCGAAUCCUUUCGACCUCACGCAGCAGCAGUCACGCGUCGAGCAGCCGGAUGCCGGGCUCAUGUCUCCGAACGCUCGGGCGCUGCAGGCCCACGCGCCAGGACAGAGUCUCCCGCAAGGUCUUGCGGCGGGUUACUCGCGGAUCCACGCACUGCCGCCUCUGAGCGCGGGCUCGCCUUCGCCGGCUGCGGCCGCGUUCGGCACGUCGCCAAACAGGGACUGGGCGACCAUGAGCACCGGCAGCGUCAGCGGGAGUCCCGGCUUCCUGAGCUACAUGGCGCCGCAGAAGGAGACGUUGCCGUUCUCGUACUCCGCUGCCGUUGCGAGCCGGGCGGCGGGUGGCGCCGGGGCCGCUGGCGGACCGUCUGGACGGAAUGUGUCCAUCAGCAGCCCGCUUGCGAGACCUGUUGCGACGGCCAACCAGGUCGACGAUCUGUUUGUGCUCGACGAUUGAUAGUGAUAAGUAAUAUUUCAUCUCGCCUCUCCUCUUGCUUGUUGUGUCUGUCUCAUCUGUUACUUACCAACGCACGGACUGCCGUGUUAGCACUUGUCAUGACAAUCUACACCACACCAAAAGUUGUUUUCUCGUUCUCCUAUCUAUAAUCCAUCACGGCCCAACUUGUAGCUAUAUAAAUAUCUCUGUAAGUACAUAUGUACAAGUGAACAUAAUUCUUACUGAGCAAAUCAAGGCUUUUCGGAUACCCAUUAUUAGUAUGCACAUACUUCUUUCCUACAAAGCCGCCAUUGGCACUGAUGGUAUAUAACAUCUGAUUAUGGUAUUAUACAGCCUCGCUCUGCAGCUCGAAGGGUGCGGACGGGUUGUCCGGGCGUGUGAUCUCAUCGUAGAUGAGGACUGCAGACAGGAAGUCAGGGACCAGGUACAAUAGAAGGAACAGAAGCACCGACCCUUCAAGUCCUCCUUGCUCACUUGAUCUCCAUUGUCAAAGUCGAAGAAAGACGGCGGUAUCGGGUCCGCUGUGGGCUCAUCGGCAGGAUCGUGGUACGGCUAGAAAGAAGAACAUUAGGGCCGGUGUUCCUGGUAGGGCAGGACAUCUGCGCACGGAGAGAUAGGGAUGCGCCAGCGCAUCUUCGACUUCUAUCCGCCGUUUUGGAGAGAACGUGAGUAGCUUCUCCAUCAGAUCUAUGGC
Mycena citricolor is the source of this 2845-nucleotide messenger RNA. NCBI's taxonomy places the organism in Eukaryota, Fungi, Basidiomycota, Agaricomycetes, Agaricales, Mycenaceae. The record is from the annotation of a GenBank genome assembly.